Messenger RNA from Salpingoeca rosetta, 327 nucleotides. Its product is annotated as RNA polymerase III subunit C11. Gene Ontology annotation, cellular component: RNA polymerase III complex. Gene Ontology annotation, biological process: DNA-templated transcription; termination of RNA polymerase III transcription. Gene Ontology annotation, molecular function: DNA-directed RNA polymerase activity; nucleic acid binding; zinc ion binding. The transcript has 2 exons. Lineage: Eukaryota; Choanoflagellata; Craspedida; Salpingoecidae. The coding region runs from base 1 to 327 and encodes 108 amino acids. The record is from RefSeq and is a predicted model, not a curated record.
AUGUUCUUUAUGUUUUGUCCGCUGUGCACGAAUCAGCUCGUGCUGGACACGUCUGCGGAGUGCGGGACGCACUUUGCCUGCCGCACGUGCCCGUACAAGCACGAGAUGAACAUGCCUGUCGUGUCGUCCCGCAAGUCCCGAAACCCAAAACAAGUCGAGGACAUCAUCGGCUCCUCCACAGAGGGCCUUUCCAUGACAGACGCGCGGUGCCCACAGUGCGACCAUGCACGGGCGUUCUUCUUUGAGAUGCAGACGCGAUCUGCCGACGAGCCCAUGACCGUCUUCUACUGCUGCGAGGAGUGCAAGCACAAGUGGAGCGAAAACUAG